Messenger RNA from Pseudogymnoascus verrucosus, 3421 nucleotides. RefSeq lists its product as uncharacterized. The transcript has 4 exons. The record is from RefSeq and is a predicted model, not a curated record. Gene Ontology annotation, molecular function: protein-folding chaperone binding. Bases 39 to 3134 code for a protein of 1031 amino acids. NCBI's taxonomy places the organism in Eukaryota, Fungi, Ascomycota, Leotiomycetes, Thelebolales, Thelebolaceae.
UUCAAAAUGGAUAUAACCGGAACGUUGUACUCCUGACGAUGCAAGAUUCCUGUGCGAAGUUCAAGGCUUGGGGUACUUCCAUCGCCGCGUUCCGAAACGUGCAUGUUCCAACUUCUCUCGAUUUCCGUCUCAGAGACGCCCUUGAGAUUCGCAGCACGCUUUUGGGGGUAUUGGAAUAUCUUGGAGAAUAUCUAGACGAUGCAUAUGAGAUCAUGUUAGGAAACAGUCCCAACCAAGCCGAUGACGAGUCCAUUAGCAGCGAUUCGGAGAAUGAACCAGAACAAAACGCUAGCAGUAAGGCUCUAAACCCAGCUCAAGAAACCUCGUACCUUCAAGAACUAUGCAUGGCUAUCAGUAAUUCGAACGCGAGUCUGAUGAAACUUUCCAUACUCAUCCGAAAAUCAUCAAAUCGCGAUGACUAUCUCAAAGCAGCGUCUCGGUACAGCACUUGGAAUUCAAGUCCGUUCAUCAGCCACGUUAGAGAGAAGUACGGAUCGGCGAAAGGAAGCAAGGAGUGGUUAGUCGAACGACUAGGGAAAGCUAUCAUGAGACGACGUCAAUUCUUGACGUAUAGAGAAGAACAUCAUGGGAAGCUGACCGGCGAUUGGGGAGAAGACCUAGAUCAAGUUAUCGAAGAAAAAGGACCAGACACACCGAAGCUAGCAAAGACAGUUGCGUCAACAAAGGCGACCACUUUCAUUGUUGAUGGUAACUUUUCCAAAACGGAAGUUUCGGAAAAUGAAGCUUCGGACGUUAUGGGGGCUUCAUUUGGGUCGCAGACCUCUUACGAAGCUACGGAAUUCGAGGGGGAUGGCACUGCCCCUACUAAACUUACAGUUCCCCCGCCUCCAAAAUGGGCAUUUCCGGAUGUUCCUUUUGAAUACGGGGAGCCUUUCCAAUGCCCGUAUUGCUAUACAGAACAAGAAGUAAAUAAUAAGGCGGCAUGGAAGAAACAUAUAUUCAGAGAUCUCAAGCCAUAUGUGUGUACUUUCGCCGAAUGUGCAAUGAGGAUGUAUCGUAGCAGAAACGAGUGGUUCGCUCACGAAAUGCAAUGCCAUAGGCGACAGUGGGUUUGCCAACACUGUCAGCACGCCGCAUUUGCUUCUGCAUCUGAAUUUUCUUGCCAUUUAGAAGUAACACACUCUAAAGUGUUAGAAAACACUCAUCUCAAGGCCUUGAUACUACAAAGCGAAGAACCUGUUGGCAAAAUCAGGUCAAGCGCUUGUCCGCUUUGCGACGAAUGGGAGGUAGACCUAAACAACCUAAACAACCUAAACCAGGACGCAAAGAGACAGCAUUUACGUGGAGGGAAAGUUGUGGAACCAUAUGGGACCAUUAAGCAAUUUCGGAGACAUCUUGGACGACACAUGGAACAGCUAGCUCUGUUCGCUUUGCCAAUUAAAGAAAGCGAUGACUUAGAAGGUGACAGCGAUGACCGAGAAGAUGACAGCGAAGACGAGGCAGAUGGUCAUGGCCCCGAAUCUUUUCACGGCGGAAGGGUAGUGCCCUAUUUCUGCGACUAUCAGAAUUGCAAUGACAGGGAAGGCUUUGAUCGGAAAGAUCACUGCCUCGAGCACUAUCGAGAGUACCACAGCGAAGACCUCGUGAAGGAUCAGUGGAGGAAUCUCGGCCUGUUGCUCCAAAAGAGGGAUAUCAUGUCGGUCUGGUGGAGAUGCUCGAGAUGCUUAAAGAAGAAUCAAGCAGAGAGCGGGUGGAAGUGUGGCGGUUGCAGCCAGAUGUGCGAGAAAGUGAGGAUUAUAGCAAGGGAGACGACCUUAUCACCUGUGGAGUCGGAACUGAAGGCUAGACUGUUGAAAUUACGGGCUGACAUGUCGAAAAAGGAGGCUGAGGCUGCAGAGUCCAAAGAGGAAGCUAAACCGUUAACAUCUGCGACAUCGGAAAAAGUUAUAGAAAAGAUGGAAGCUAUUAUGUUGCACUACCGCACUGCGAUCAAGCCAGCUUGUGAUCGAUUUAUCUUCGCACCACAAGCAACAGACAUUAAAAAGAUGGAUCUUGGGCACAAGAUGCUAUCUGAGAGACUAAUGAAUGAAGCGCUUAUGAAAAUUGAUGGCAUAGAGACCGAGGGAGACAGUGAAGUACGGCAGAGGAGGAAAUCCUUCGUUCUGGAGCUGGAUAUUGCUUUGAAUCAGUUGGAUGAAGCAAUGCUGAUACGGAAUGGUUCGAUUAAAGAGGUUUCAAGAGAUGGACAGGAGGGCGGGGAUAACUCAUCGAGUUUGAAUCGCGGCAAGCCGACCACUGAGAAUAAGGAGGGGGCCUUCAGCUUCGGGUCCGACGAUGAGGAGACCAAAGCUCCGGAGCUGGAGCAUAGGAGUUUGCAAGACAAAUGGAUCAAGCUCCCCAGGGAUAGGAAUAAGAAGCUUGGCGCUGUGUCCUCGUCCGAUGAUCCCCCCGCCGAAGAGUCUGUGGUCGUCCUGGAAUCGGAACCGGUACCAGAACCGGUACCAGAACCGGUACCAGAACCGGAACCAAAGCCUCUUGAAGAGGACAGCUGGGGUGGCCCCUGGGGCUCGGCUACGAAGAAAAAGGGGAAGAAGGGGAAGAAGAGAAAUUAUCCUUCUGAACAGGGCGAAACUGCAAAAACGUCAGAACACCAGCACAGCCUCAACUCGCCUUCUAGUGCUCAAGCCGAUGACAGUUCCAUAAUAGACAAAACUGAGGACGAUAAGCAUCAGGGGCGAUAUUCGAUAGACCGAUAUGUGAAAGACCCAGAUUCCAAGGAAGCUAUAGAGCCGGCAGCGGAAUCACCAGCAAAGGAAGUGCAGAUUCCCCAGGAGACAGACUCGUUAGACCGAGAUUUCAAAGAAGCUGUAGAGCCAGCAGCGGAGUCAUCAGCCACGGAAGUGCAGAUGCCUCAGGAGCCACCCAUUUUACCCCUACGACCUCGAACCCCAACCACCUCGAGGGCUUGGAUAUGCAAAGGUUGCGACACAGUCAACCGAUCUACAAAUAACUGCGCCGCGUGCAGGUACCACAAAACUCAAAGAUGGGUCAAGAUGAUCUUCUGUAAUAACUGUGGUGAUGGGCCGUAUCGGGCUAAUAACAACAUUAGCUGCGCACAGUGUUCCCAGUUUUUCGAUCAGAACUGUCAGAUCAAGUGGGUGCCAGCAAAGUAGGUCGCAAGCGAAAAGGCGGGUUGAAGAAGAGAGGAAGGGCGUAUUAAAACAUCUCAGAGAGAGUAGAAGAACCAAGAAAACCCUGUCAUAAACCCCAUUUGGUUUAUAGAUGAACUAGGGCGGAAGUUCAGCUUCCCUUUUACCUAGGAAGUGACUUCAUUAUAUGAAGGAUUAUUGAUUAAAUUAGCUAGGUAACUAUUGCUGGUUGCGUUUGAACUCUUCCCAAUUAGUUUCCUAGAGUUUACUGGUGCUGCCUGAAUGUCAAGUCAAAUAUAAAAUAAUAGCCC